ACUACACUCUACAGUACUCACCUCUAGCGGCUCGUUCGUCAUCGUCCAUUGUUGUUCUCAUAGGCUACAUCGAGAAAUUUCGACUUAGUUACAUUCAUUGAGAAUCAUGGCGCUUAUUUCUGCUAAGACGAUUUUUAGUCCCGUAUUGAAGCAAACUUUCAAGCAAAUUGUCUUCACGAGACAAUUGCCAAAAUGCCAAAAUUAUCAACUGACCGGUCAGUUAUUCCUGCCGAUUGUUAGCAGCCAAAGAUCUUAUGCAGAGAAGAAAGUUUAUGCCCGUACCAAACCACAUUGUAAUGUAGGUACAAUUGGCCAUGUGGAUCAUGGCAAAACAACUUUGACAGCAGCAAUUACCAAAGUACUGGCAGAGAAAGAUCUCGCAAUAGCGAAAGGAUACACUGAGAUAGACAAUGCGCCUGAGGAAAAGGCUCGUGGUAUCACUAUUAACGUCGCACAUGUCGAGUAUCAGACGGAAAAUCGUCAUUAUGGGCAUACAGAUUGCCCGGGUCAUGCCGAUUAUAUUAAAAACAUGAUCACAGGAACGGCGCAAAUGGACGGUGCUAUUCUAGUUGUCGCUGCGACAGAUGGCACUAUGCCACAGACCAGAGAACACUUGCUGCUGGCUAAACAAAUUGGUAUCGAGCACAUUGUUAUAUUCAUCAAUAAGAUUGAUGCUGCCGAUGCUGAAAUGGCGGAAUUGGUAGAAAUCGAAAUACGAGAAUUGCUUUCCGAAAUGGGCUACGACGGCGAUAACGUGCCCAUAGUGAAAGGCAGCGCAUUGUGCGCGCUCGAGGGGAAGAACUCCGAAAUAGGCGCGCAGGCGAUUAUGCAGCUGUUGAGCGAAGUGGACAGAUAUAUCCCGACCCCACAGCGAGACAUGGACAAACCUUUUCUAAUGCCGGUGGAAAAUGUAUACUCCAUCGCUGGGCGUGGUACCGUUGUCACCGGUAGACUAGAGCGUGGGAAAAUCAAGAAAGGAAUGGAUUGCGAGUUUGUCGGUUACAAUAAAACAUUCAAGAGCGUGAUCACAGGCAUAGAGAUGUUCCAUCAAAUAUUGGAGGAAAGCCAUGCCGGAGAUCAGGUGGGCGCUCUGGUGAGAGGUGUGAAGAGGGACGAGAUUAAAAGAGGCAUGAUAAUGGCCAAACCCGGCACUGUAAAGGCGCACGAUCACUUGGAAGCGCAAAUAUACUUGUUGACCAAAGAGGAAGGAGGUCGAAAGAAACCCAUCGCAAAUUUAAUACAGCUGCAAAUGUUCAGCAAAACGUGGGACAUCGCGGCACAGUGCACGAUAGCGGGAGGAAAGGAUAUAGCUAUGCCGGGAGAGGAUUGCACAUUGGAACUGAAGAUGCUGAAGCCAGUGGUAUGCGAGAAAGGCCAACGUUUCACGCUGCGAGACGGAUCGUUGACUCUUGGCACCGGUGUGAUCACCAACAUCUUAAAAGCACUUUCGGAGUCGGAACGUAUAUUCCUUCUCGAGGGCAGGAAGCAGAGGGAAAAGAGAGAGAAACAAAAGCAAAAGCAGUAGAUUUGAAUUUAAGCAAAAUAUUUGUUACCCGGUGCAGAAAUAAAAAGAAGAAAGUAUUAUAUUGAAGGGGAAAAAAAGGAUGUAAAUGAUUUAGAUAACCGGGUUACGAUCGGAAU
Messenger RNA from Harpegnathos saltator (Jerdon's jumping ant), 1641 nucleotides. RefSeq names its product mitochondrial translation elongation factor Tu 1. The record is from RefSeq and is a predicted model, not a curated record. Bases 107 to 1525 code for a protein of 472 amino acids. Gene Ontology annotation, molecular function: translation elongation factor activity; GTPase activity; GTP binding. Gene Ontology annotation, biological process: mitochondrial translational elongation. Gene Ontology annotation, cellular component: mitochondrion. The transcript is spliced from 6 exons. Lineage: Eukaryota; Metazoa; Arthropoda; Insecta; Hymenoptera; Formicidae.